Mya arenaria is the source of this 1440-nucleotide messenger RNA. RefSeq lists its product as uncharacterized. The record is from RefSeq and is a predicted model, not a curated record. NCBI's taxonomy places the organism in Eukaryota, Metazoa, Mollusca, Bivalvia, Myida, Myidae. The transcript is spliced from 5 exons. The coding region runs from base 85 to 1440 and encodes 451 amino acids.
GUGUAGUUGAAUUCACAAGGAAGUAUCUGAGUUAUUUGAAAUAAUGGACAGUGAACUAUCAAAUAUAUUGAUUUGGAGAAUUCUAUGAUAUGUAUGUUACAUAGAUGUGAGCCCAUACUGACGAUGUACGCAGACAUUUUUGAAAAGCCGGAGGGACAGAAUUGGUUAAAACAAUGGAGGGCAGUGUUUAUAACAAGAAAGGCCCUCCUGACAACUGUCUCAACCGAGGCCAAGAAUUUCCAUGGAUACCUUUUGCAAGAAGCGCAUAAAAACUCUAAAUUGAAAUGCACCAACAUAUGCACUUCAAAAAGCUGUCUAUUUCAUACGUUUUUUCGCGGUGAGCUGCUCAAUAUGCAUGCCCGCGGAUCAUUGGCAAUGAAAAACACAAAGACAGAAAACUGGUUUCACUCACCAUGGGAGAUCGCCAAGGUGUUCAUGCCGCCAUCUGGCUACCUGGACAAAACCACAAUUGACGAGACCGAUUUUAACGGCAUUGCUGGAUUCAUCAUCAACUGCAAGCGUUUCCAGGGAAGGAUCACAGACAGUAUUUGUGAAAAGGCUCGGGAAGCGGUCAACAAUAUUCGGCACAUGCCAGACAUGUGUGCCAGCGUCCUUACUGACCAGGCCACAACCGAAUGUAUAGAUAACCUGUGCCUUCUACUAAAUGAACCGGGACUGAAAAAUCUGCCAGAGGUGGUACAGGCUCUAAAGGAAUUGGACAAGCUGAAGACCGAAGACCUCUCCAAAGAUGAAAAGAUAUGCAAGUAUAUUUGUCAUGAGUUUAAGGAUGAAUCCCAUCAGAGGCUUGGCGAUAUUGAAAUGAAACUCGAAUCAAUGGAAAUUGAUACCCAAACCGCUAUAGAUAGUAAACACACAGAAGGCGACAGAAUCCAGAAAAAUCUAGGGCUUCUUUGCGAAGUAUUUUCUUUUGAUUUAUCAAAACUCAAAAAUGAAAUUCUCCUGUCGAUAAAUGAAGAAAAAGAACGUGCCAUUGAUCAUAUAACAGAACACAUUAAACAAUCUGUAACAGAUGGUAAAACAACGAUUGAACAAUCAGUAGAAAAAGGGCAGAGAGCGCUUGAAGAUAAGAAAGAAAUACUUGUGCAGCAGUUGCGUAAAGAAGUGGACGAAAAUCUACAACAAAGGAAACGCGAUUUACAGAAACAGUUGCUAAACCAUUACCAAACAACCGCUGCUGUCAGAAUUAACGUCCGAUUAGACAUUGAUGCAGCUGUAGAAGACAUUUAUGAAAAGCCCAAACUUAAUUGGAAGACUAAGAAAGAAAAAGAUGGUCAAAUAACAGAUGAAGAUAUAUCAAAAAUAGAUCAGAUAUUUCUGAGCGACAAUGACAUGAUGGCUAAAACAAUAUUCGUGGAGGGAGAACCGGGCACAGGCAAGUCCUCGCUGUGUAAAAGAUUGUCGAUGACUGGUGUAAACUGA